Molecule: messenger RNA, 2535 nt
Organism: Hypoxylon trugodes
Lineage: Eukaryota; Fungi; Ascomycota; Sordariomycetes; Xylariales; Hypoxylaceae
Exons: 2
Coding region: 1-2535 (844 amino acids)
Cellular component (GO): cytoplasm
Molecular function (GO): protein kinase binding
Source: RefSeq, a predicted model, not a curated record
AUGGAUUCAGAAGACGGGGAGCUGUACGUUAAGCGCCUGGCCGUUUAUGUGCGGACGCACGAAAAGGCAUUGGCCAACGCCUUACAGUCUCGAAAGCCAUCUGGCCCACGACAUGGCCCUAGUCAAAGCGUUUCCUCUAUCCAGGUCCCAAAAUCACCGACUCUACCUGAACGGCCUGCCACCUCCGCCUCAUCAUCUAGCCCUCUUGCAACAGCACUAUCACUCGGCUCGCUGAGUUUAACAUCUAAUAAUGUCAAAUCAGCGAGGCUGAGCUUGACGCCGCAUCAUCUAUUCUAUCUGUUAUCUCGAUUUGAGGAGAUCGGAAUACACGUUGGACCUAUGAAGGUGCGCCUGGAAAACCUACAUGAUACCUCAGCCAACUACGUUUCGUUCUUAAGCUCUUCUCAACGUACGAAGAGCCGUGGCUCUGAUGCGGUAUCAAUACGUUCUGUAUCGAGCAUUCGAAGUGUUAUGUCGGGGAUGUCUGCUCUAUGGAACAGCUUCGGGAUAGGAUCCAGUAUAUCUGCUGCUCGGAUGGAGAGACAGAAAGCCGCCCUACAAUCGGACCUCAAGUACCUGUAUUCCGCAUUCACCAAGAUACCAUGCCUCCGACUCGCACCGGACUGGCGAACGAAGCUAAUCAAGGGAUACGAGGAGUUCCCUUUCGAUUCAGCAGUUCCCUUAUACGUUUUCAAGAAUCUGCAGGCGUUGGAGGUUAACGGUGUAGACUUCAGGCAGUUCUUUGGUUGGGAUCGCAUGGCGGACCAAAUCCGAUCUCUCACCCUGAGACGUGCCAACAUCGAGGAUCCAGCUGAUAUACUCAUCGACAUUGUAUUGGACGAUAUGGACAAGAGGCGGCGUCGGUCUUCCAAGACACAGUCCUCUCCUACCGGCGCAUAUUCCCAUGUAUCGAACCCAAGACGUAGCCCAACGAUAUCAUACUCGGACCCUCAUAGGUCCAGUGCCAUGCCAGAGUAUCCGGGGCGUCGAUAUUCGGUAGCGGACAUACACAUAGGAUCGAUGAGUACCGAAUCAACUGAUAGCACAUUAACCCAGGACGCCCGGCGCCCUUCUGUCUCUAGAGUCGAAACCGAUGAGCCAAAGUCAAGCAAGUCGCGACCAAGAAGCCAUUCUCCUAACCGCCCCGGUGCUUCACGUCAUCACACUACGAACUCGAGAGCUUCGCAUAAGGUGAAGCGUUCCGGCUCUGGUAGUUCGCAUUCCAGCUUGUCGGAUUCAUGGCAUAACCCACGAAACAGUGCAUCCAACCUCCUGGCUAUGGGCAUUCUCCCAGUCGCCAAGUGGCGAUUCCUGAGGCAUCUGAGCUUGGCGGAUAACUCCCUAACAGUGAUACCCGCAGCUAGUCUUGCUCCUUUGGCCAACACCUUAGCUUCUUUGGACCUCUCGACAAACCUCUUUACACAAAUACCCGAUAGCUUAGCAACUCUUACCGCGCUUCGUGCUCUAAAUCUCUCCCAUUGCAUGAUCGACUCCUUACAUUCCUUACUCCGAAAUCCUCUCCCGGCUAUCAGUGCUUUGAACCUCCGUGCCAACCGCCUCCAGUCGAUCGCCGGCAUUGAGAAACUCUACCCACUGGAGAGGCUAGACCUUCGAGAUAACCGCUUGACCGACCCAAUGGAACUAGCUCGCCUAACAGGAAUACCUGAUAUCCGCGAGAUUUAUGUCGAGGGUAACCCAUUCACGCGGACCCAUAGGGAUUACCGGAUCACAAUUUUCAGCCUUUUCCGUAAUACUCCAGGCUACACAGAGGAUGUUAUCAUUGAUGGCUCAGGCCCUAGUCUUUCCGAGAAAAGGUACCUUGUGGACCGCGUCGCUAUCCCCGCUGCCGUCCCGGUGGUAAAACCGGUGGUGCCGGAAGUCCCUGCUGUAGAUGUGAGCAAGCCAGCCAUCAUUUACGAAGCACCAAGGGAGCCUGCGGUCUUGCGUAAGGAGCGACCAUCUCGUCCUACUCCCAAAGCAGUAGCUAGUGAGGUCAAUACUAGCUCGACGAGACGUCGACGUACUCCGAAGCGCAGGAUAGUGGACCUAGCUACGAACGAUCGUGCCAGUGAUGCACAGAAACAACAUGACGAUAUUGCUCCUGGUUCGCCUGUGGCAGUAAUCGAACCAGACAGUAACUACCGUGUGUCUCAACCCCCCGAGAUACAAGAAAUAUCGCCAAAGAUCAUCCCCGAAACAAAGUUAUCCGGCCCCAUACAUCUACCGGAAGUACCACGUAUCGAUACUAGCCCAAUUUUAUCGCCCCCAACAUCAUUUAUGAGCAAAGAGAGUCCAAGUAUAUGGGGAGAUCCCCAAGAUUGGAAUGUCAGUGGCGAAAUCUACCGGCAGAAAAUUGAAGCUCUACGAGAUAAGGUUGGCAAUGGAUACCUAAGUGUCCUGAAUGAGGAGAGUUGGGAACCUUCUCGACCAUCAUUCAUCACUGGGGACUUUAGUCCUACUUCGACCAUACGGCCUAGCCUUGCUACUCGUACUCCCAGUGCGCAAGCAAUUCCCAGUGGUGGCAGCUUAGGCUAA